Molecule: messenger RNA, 384 nt
Organism: Talaromyces proteolyticus
Lineage: Eukaryota; Fungi; Ascomycota; Eurotiomycetes; Eurotiales; Trichocomaceae
Product: putative mitochondrial distribution and morphology protein
Exons: 4
Coding region: 94-330 (78 amino acids)
Source: RefSeq, a predicted model, not a curated record
GCACAAUUUGCCACCAGAAACAUUCACAUAUGAUCACAAAACCACCAUUUAAACCUGCAACUGUGUGAACCUGGCUAUCAACAAAGAGACAAAAUGUCGGCAUCUCUGGCCCCUGAGUGCAGUGAUGUCAAGGAGAAAUAUGAUACCUGUUUUCUGAAAUGGUACAGUGAGAAGUAUUUGCGAGGAAACUCAAAUGAUGAAUGUGCCGAGCUGUUCAAGAAAUAUAACGCAUGUCUGACUAAAGCGCUGAAAGAUCGAGGGAUCGACUCGAUGCUUGAAGAAGCUAAGCAGGGCUCCAAGGAUAGCGAUGCCGAGCAUCUAAAGCGAUAAUCGAUAUUUUCAGUUCAGCUAUGAUGACGUUAACAACUCUCCUCUCAACCACAA